Molecule: messenger RNA, 1629 nt
Organism: Carcharodon carcharias (great white shark)
Lineage: Eukaryota; Metazoa; Chordata; Chondrichthyes; Lamniformes; Lamnidae
Gene: tmem177
Product: transmembrane protein 177
Exons: 2
Coding region: 530-1465 (311 amino acids)
Source: RefSeq, a predicted model, not a curated record
CAUUCACGAAUGCCUCUCUCCAAGGAGCUCACUUGGGUCCCCGCGCUCCUUUUAUGGACUGGGGCCUGGAGUUAAAAGCUGCAGCUGGCAGAGGGAUGAUGCUGGGGUUCCAGUUGCCCCGAUGACAGGCGGCGAAGACUAGGCUUGAGGCUAUCGUUAGGCCUCCUUCCACCGCAUCCUCGACCUCUACCACCCAGAAGGGCGAGGGUAUCAGAUGCAUGGGAACGCCGCCACCUGCAAGUUCCCCCCACCAAACCACACAUCAUCCUGGGGUAACCAACUUCUGGUGAAAAACUUAAGGGAUGCUUUGGAAACGGCCUGAACCUGUUAGGUAGGGGGUGCCACGACUGUAAGGGGUGGUGGGGAACGUGUAUCGGUUGCUGGUGCCAGGCUCCUGGGAGGAGAUCGUGAUACAUGCAGUGCAUGCACAAAUUUCACUGAUGCAGAAUACAUGACAGUGUCCCAGAUGGAGGCAACUUAGGAUGAAUGGUGCAAAUAAGGUAGACAAGUUCCUAUAUACACUUGGGUGAUGGCAAGUCGGUUUGUAAGGAAACUUACUGUAUUUGCCAGCAAGCAUAGAAUAAAAUUGCUGGCUGUUUCCUGUGGAGGGCUGUUUGUUGCCAAUGCCUUCUGUCAUGUUUUCCCCCAGCGGACAUAUGGAAAGUUGUACCAAGCUUGGUCAAGAGGAGUCCCUGCUCAGCUUUCAGACAAGUUGCAGGAUACUUUCCAAGAGGUGCUUAAAGAUGCUGGGGUGGAUUCAACACAGAAUUACACAGCGUUUGCUGCCUUCAGCUUUCAGCCAGUGAGUGCGGGCGUUCCUUGGUUACCAGCUGGUGCCAUCGUUGGCAUCCCUGCCAAUUUCAAUAGCACAGAUGACGAAGGGAAAGGGAUAACUAAUCGAAUUGUCAUGAUCAAUGGCAGGGACGUCAAGUGGGACAGUGAGGUUGGAAAAGCCCUCCGAGAAUCCCUCACCUUCUCAUCUGACGCACAGAAGUUUGCCAUUGCAAGAGAGAUUAUGUAUUUGCAAAGUAAUAGCCCCAUUAUUCAUUCACUGGUGGGAUCAGCCUGUUUAGCAGGCACGUAUCUGACUGGGCUGGCAGCAAAACAAGCCCUUGGCCUUUACUCUGGCCCUCUAUUAUUACGUGGCUUUUAUAACCUGUCUGUAGCAGCAAUAGGACUUGUGGGUUAUUUUCUUCUUUCUGAUGCAGUUAGUCACUGGCUUGACUACAGAUCAGACCGCCAAACAGCUACAAUAUCAAAGAACUAUGCAGAGGGAGGCAUUGAGUUUUACGAUAAAGUGCUUGCACGAAAUAGAACGUUUCGUUCUCUGCUGGGUAAAAAAGGAGUGGAAAUGUAUGCAACAAAUGGAAACCUGUUCCCAAAACACUGGUUCAGACUAAAACAUGCUCCAUAUACUUCCAGAAAAGAGAUGAUUGAAAAUACUCUGAAAGAUUGCUGGAUGUAAACCAGUGCACGGCACCUCAUCUAUCAACUUAAACAUUUACUUUCUCCACCACCAAUGUACAGUGACAGCAGUGUGUACCAUAUACAAGAUGCACUGCAGCAACUCAUCAAAGCUCUUUCAACAUCACCUUCCAAACCCUCAAUCAGUACCUAGAAGGACAAGAG